UGCACAGUGUCUUUACUACUUGUAGCUGCUGAUGAAGUAAGUAAGUUUUGUAACCAGUGCUUGUAACAUUGUUGAGUGUUGGGAACGGGAGGCCGCUCACGACCAUGGAGCGCGCUGCAAGCGUUGGAAUGGUCGCGUCGUGCUUCGGAUCCGCUGCCCUAGCGGUUGCGUCUCUGGCUACUCCGUCGUGGAUCGUAUCUAAUUUUGCAGGCUCAAAGAAGCUUGGACUGGUGUUUGCGUGCCGUCAGCCGACUGGCUUUCCAGAGUGGUGCGGUGCAAUGACAAACACGCCGCGUGAGUGGAUGGUAACUACUUGCUUGAUAACGGCUGGAGCGCUGGUUCUACUCGGUGCCGACGUGUGUUUGCUCCUCGCCGAGUGGAAGAAGAACAGGAGGUUUCUGACGUGGACAAAGCUGUUGGCAGCCGGAGGAGUGAUGUUCCUGUGUUUGGGGACAUUGGUGUUUCCAGUCGGUUUUGCGCUGGAUGAGAUAGGCGGCGCACCAUACAAGCUCCCUCACUUCAUGAAGCUCGGUCCUUCCUUCUCCAUGUUCAUCAUAUCCGUCUUUCUGUCCAUCAUCUCAAACUUUCUGGCUAACAAGACCUGUGAGCGACCUCACUUCAGAUAGCACGGAUUGGCGAAGGGACGUCACCAUUCUUUUAGCUGUUCACUGCCGUCCCUCAUGCGCCUAAAGGCAUAAUCCUCUCCUCCCCAGACUAGUCAAUGUUUCUUGAUUCGAUUGAGUCGGUGCAUGUGACUGCAUGCAGGGAAGCAGCGCAGCACAUCAUCGUCACACUGAUUGUACGUUCUCAGUACUGAGCAUGUACCGGUGGUACUAACGUUUCUUGAGCAAGCAUGUAUGUUCAUGUGUCAAGUUAGUUCGCUCUGAAGAGUGAAGUAAUGGUCAAGGGUUGUCACGGCGAUCCGAAUAUAGCAUAUGCUGAACAUCAUAAUCGUGAUACUUGAGUAUGUACGAAACGUUUUUUUUUUUACUGUGAAAACCCAGUACGGUGUUUUUUUUUAAUACUCCCUGGCCUGUAUCUGUACAUCGUUUUGUGCCUGAUGCAUGUGAAUGAGCAUUGAUCACUGUCUACAGUCAUAACGAGCACUUCUCCAGCCACAAUUCUAUUGGAUCCCACAUUCCUAUAAUAUUACUGUCAUCAUUGAAGCACUAAAAUGCUAGACUAUUCCCGUUUCAACCGCACAAACAGUUGAAUACCGGUUAUUUAAAUAGAUUUUUUUAUUCUUGUGCUAAUAUCAGUCACAUCACCACUUCGUCUUUCGUAUCACCACUUCCGUUGAGAUAUUGAUACCUCAGACCCAUCCGCAGACAUCUGUUGUGCUCCAACAGAGCUCAUUAUAGUGUUGGUGCAAUGUAGCUAGUGUACGCUGCUAUCACACACAAUUUGCAUUGCCAGAUCUCCAAUUGUACGCAUACAAAUUUCACGGUUCGCGUGAGACUCGCUUAGGUCGAGUUUUCCGCAUCCAUAGGAUCUACUCAAUGCCUACCUCUUUAGGAGCUGCAUCUGCACCUUCAUUCACGUGCAUUAUAACGAAGCCAACAACCGUGAACUAUG
Messenger RNA from Sycon ciliatum, 1575 nucleotides. RefSeq lists its product as uncharacterized. Gene Ontology annotation, cellular component: ciliary membrane; Golgi apparatus. The transcript is spliced from 3 exons. Lineage: Eukaryota; Metazoa; Porifera; Calcarea; Leucosolenida; Sycettidae. The coding region runs from base 105 to 626 and encodes 173 amino acids. The record is from RefSeq and is a predicted model, not a curated record. Gene Ontology annotation, biological process: negative regulation of smoothened signaling pathway.